Symphalangus syndactylus (siamang) is the source of this 4991-nucleotide messenger RNA. Its product is annotated as endoplasmic reticulum mannosyl-oligosaccharide 1,2-alpha-mannosidase. The record is from RefSeq and is a predicted model, not a curated record. Gene Ontology annotation, molecular function: calcium ion binding; mannosyl-oligosaccharide 1,2-alpha-mannosidase activity. Gene Ontology annotation, biological process: carbohydrate metabolic process; mannose trimming involved in glycoprotein ERAD pathway. NCBI's taxonomy places the organism in Eukaryota, Metazoa, Chordata, Mammalia, Primates, Hylobatidae. Gene Ontology annotation, cellular component: endoplasmic reticulum; membrane.
AGACUACUUGGGGUGCCCAGGAAUCCCCCCGUGCUUCCAUCCCACUCUUCACCAGAGUCUCAGGAAGGCCUGAGACAACCUGGGGUCAGGAACCUUGGGGUGCUCUCCAGGACAGGUUUCUGCAUGCUCAGCUCUGACAGCCUGGAGACUCGCUCUCCUGCACCUGCAUCCUUGAGAUGCCAAGGUUUCCCUACUAACCACGUGAGGAUGCUUGGGGUACUGCAGGGACUGACAACAGUGAGUGGUGUCAACCUAAAGAGAAACUCAGGCUCUCCAGAAUAAAUGAAUUUAAUCAAGAAUAACACACAAUUGCAAUGCAGAGUAUGCAAGCUUCGGUGGGCCACAGGCAUAUGGUCGUGGGGGGGCAUUGAGGAAAGGGAGAAUUUUUUUUUUUUUUUGAGACUGGAUCUCACCCUGUUGCCCAGGCUGGAGUGCAGUGGUGCGAUCAUGGCUCACUGCAGCCUUGACCUCCUGGGCUUAGGUGGUCCUCCCACUUCAGCCUCCAGAGUAGCUAGGACCACAGGCGCACACCACCACACUGGACUCAUUUUUUAUUUUUUGUAGAGACGGGUUUCACGUGUUGCCCAGGUUGGACUCCUGAGCUCAGGGGAUCUGCCCACCUUGGCCUCCAAAAGUGCUGGGAUUACUACAGUCAUGAGUCACUGUGCCCCGCCCAAGGGAAUUUUUUUUUUUUUUUUUUUUUUUUAUGAGACAGUCUUGCUCUGUCGCCCAGGCUGAAGUGCAGUGGUGCGAUCUUGGCUCACUGCAACCUCCACCUCCUGGGUUCAAGGAAUUCUCCUGCCUAAGCCUCCCGUGUAGCUAGGACUACAGGCGCCUGCCACCAACCACGCCUGGCUAAUUUUUUUGUGUUUUUUGUAGAGCCGGGGGGUCUCACCAUGUUGGCCAGGCCAGUCUUGAACUCCUGACUUAAAGUGAUCCACUUGCAUCGGCCUCCCAAAGUCCUGGGAUUACAGAAGCCACCGCACCUGUCCACAAGGGGAAUCUUUUAAAAACGAGAAGUUCCCAUAAGCUGCUUUGAAACCAAAGGUUAGAAGAGUUUGCCGCAGGCGCUCCGUUGCUAAUGUAUUUGUGAGGGCUUCUUCAGGGCUUCCUGUUAGAGUGUGACAUAAACGACGUCAUUUGGGUACCGGCAAGUGUCACAGGGGGCAGAGACCAGCAGAAACCUUAAGAUGACCCCUAGAAGAGCAGGGGGCCAGGGGAACAGAGUUAGACGAGCCACGUGCUAAGCAGGACAUCGCUGCCGGGGGAGUCCUCCAGACACGCAGAAAUGCCACAGUCAGGACCGUGGGACGCAGCGGACUCGCCCAAGGGGCGGGGGCAGCCUGGCCAGGAGAGAAUGAGGGAGGCGCCGGGCGUGAGGUUCGGCAAGGGAGAACCCAGGCAGGGAGGGCCUCGGGCGGCCACGGACGCCGCUUUGCCAUUUUGGGCGUUUUUGGGGAGGACAACGCGUGCAGGAAGCGCAGUCAUCUCAAGCUGACCUCCAAGGCUACCGAGUUCGAGGGCUGGGAGCCGGGUCUGAAAGCCCCGACCCGCCUAUGGCGCGGGGGCUGUGGGUCCAGCUGGCCGCUUGGCCCCCUCGCUCGGCCCCAGUCCAGGCGCAGCGCUCGGGCCCUGGGGAUCGUGAGAGGCGGCGCAGCCAGCUUAGCUCGGGGUAGCAGUCACCCCAGCCCGGGUGCCGCCCGGCCUGGUCCGCGACUUCGGGAGGGUCCGGUCCUUCCCCCGGCCCCCACGCCUGGGUGAGGCCCUGGGCUUCUUGCCGGUGACCACGUGGCUAGGGUGGCCCCCAGUCCAGGACGGCGCCCAAGGGCAGCCCAGCCCCAUCCCCGCGCCGCGGGUCCCGGAACCGAGGCGCCGGGCGCGGGGACUCCCUGCCAACAUGGCGGCGCCGCCCGGGCGCCUCCCUGGGUCCCGAGUGUCUGCGUCUCCCGUGAGGGCGUGGACAAAGCCGGUGCAACCCGACGACAGGAGGCGAGACAAGCCCAGCUCCAGACCCGUGAAGCUAACCGCGUGGGAGCCCCAGACAGCGACCACGCCCCAGGAGGAACCAAGGCCCGCCCUGUUGCUACAGCUACGCUCUGAGCACAUCUGGGCAGGCGCUGCCGGACGCAAGCGCAAUGAACCUGAGGGCAGGGCGGAGUCGCAGCAGUUCUCUGACGCAGCCGCCGUAGAACGCAGCCCCGUACGCUGGAACGUAGCGGAGACGGGCGCGGGCGCAGUGGCCUCAUGGAGACGCAGCGCAUGCGCAGUGGCGUAUCCGUGCGAUGGGCGGGCUGUUGACGGCGCUGCGAUGGCUGCCUGCGAGGGCAGGAGAAGCGGAGCUCUCGGUUCCUCUCCGUCGGACUUCCUGACGCCGCCAGUGGGCGGGGCCCCUUGGGCCGUCGCCACCACUGUAGUCAUGUACCCGCCGCCGCCGCCGCCGCCUCAUCGGGACUUCAUCUCGGUGACGCUGAGCUUUGGCGAGAGCUAUGACAACAGCAAGAGUUGGCGGCGGCGCUCGUGCUGGAGGAAAUGGAAGCAGCUGUCAAGAUUGCAGCGGAAUAUGAUUCUCUUCCUCCUUGCCUUUCUGAUUUUCUGUGGACUCCUGUUCUACAUCAACUUGGCUGACCAUUGGAAAGCUCUGGCUUUCAGGCUAGAGGAAGAGCAGAAGAUGAGGCCAGAAAUCGCUGGGUUAAAACCAGCAAAUCCACCCGUCUUACCCGCUCCUCAGAAGGCAGACACCGACCCUGAGGCCUUCCCAGAGAUUUCGUCCCAGAAGUCACAAAGACACGUCCAGCGGGGACCACCUCACCUGCAGAUUCGACCCCCAAGCCAAGGCCUGAAGGAUGGGACCCAGGAGGAGGCCACGAAAAGGGAAGAAGCCCCUGUGGACCCUGUGGAAGGAGAUCCGCAGAGGACAGUCAUCAGCUGGAGGGGAGCGGUGAUCGAGCCUCAGCAGGGCACCGAGCUCCCUUCAAGAAAAGCAGAAGUGCCCACCAAGCCUCCCCGGCCACCGGCCAGGACACAGGGCACACCAGCGCAUCCAAACUAUCGCCAGAAGGGCGUGAUUGAUGUCUUCCUGCACGCGUGGAAAGGAUACCGCAAGUUUGCAUGGGGCCAUGACGAGCUGAAGCCUGUGUCCAGGUCCUUCAGCGAGUGGUUUGGCCUUGGUCUCACGCUGAUCGACGCGCUGGACACCAUGUGGAUCUUGGGUCUGAGGAAAGAAUUUGAGGAAGCCAGGAAGUGGGUGUCGAAGAAGUUACACUUUGAAAAGGACGUGGAUGUCAACCUGUUUGAGAGCACGAUCCGCAUCCUGGGGGGGCUCCUGAGUGCCUACCACCUGUCUGGAGACAGCCUCUUCCUGAGGAAAGCAGAGGAUUUUGGAAAUCGGCUAAUGCCUGCCUUCAGAACACCGUCCAAGAUUCCUUACUCGGAUGUGAACAUCGGCACUGGAGUUGCCCACCCGCCACGGUGGACCUCCGACAGCACCGUGGCCGAGGUGACCAGCAUUCAGCUGGAGUUCCGGGAGCUCUCCCGUCUCACAGGGGAUAAGAAGUUUCAGGAGGCUGUGGAGAAGGUGACGCAGCACAUCCACGGCCUGUCUGGGAAGAAGGAUGGGCUGGUGCCCAUGUUCAUCAAUACCCACAGCGGCCUCUUCACCCACCUGGGCGUGUUCACGCUGGGCGCCAGGGCCGACAGCUACUAUGAGUACCUGCUGAAGCAGUGGAUCCAGGGCGGGAAGCAGGAGACACAGCUGCUGGAAGACUACGUGGAAGCCAUCGAAGGGGUCAAAACGCACCUGCUGCGGCACUCUGAACCCAGUAAGCUCACCUUCGUGGGGGAACUUGCCCACGGCCGCUUCAGUGCCAAGAUGGACCACCUGGUGUGCUUCCUGCCAGGGACGCUGGCUCUGGGCGUCUACCACGGCCUGCCCGCCAGCCACAUGGAGCUGGCCCAGGAGCUCAUGGAGACUUGUUACCAGAUGAACCGGCAGAUGGAGACGGGGCUGAGUCCCGAGAUCGUGCACUUCAACCUUUACCCCCAGCCAGGCCACCGGGACGUGGAGGUCAAGCCGGCAGACAGGCACAACCUGCUGCGGCCAGAGACCGUGGAGAGCCUGUUCUACCUGUACCGCGUCACAGGGGACCGCAAGUACCAGGACUGGGGCUGGGAGAUUCUGCAGAGCUUCAGCCGGUUCACGCGGGUCCCCUCGGGUGGCUAUUCGUCCAUCAACAAUGUCCAGGACCCUCAGAAGCCUGAGCCCAGGGACAAGAUGGAGAGCUUCUUCCUGGGGGAGACGCUCAAGUAUCUGUUCUUGCUCUUCUCUGACGACCCAAACCUGCUCAGCCUGGACGCCUACGUGUUCAACACCGAAGCCCACCCUCUGCCUAUCUGGACCCCUGCCUAGCGGGGAUGGCUGCUGGUGUGGGGACUUCGGGUGGGCAGAGGCGCCUCGCUGGGUCUGUGGCAUUUUCCGAGGGCCACACAGCGCCAGCAACCGCCGAGUGGCCUGGCCUCUGAACUGGCUCUGGGCUCCUCCUUGUCUCUGCUUUAAUCAGGACACCCUGAGGCCAAGUGAGGCCGUCAGUCUUUGUGUGGUGCGGGGUGGGCUGGACCACUGGAGCCUCCGCCUGCCUCCUCCAGAACACACGAACCAUGACUCACAAGCGCUGGAGCCAGAGCAGGUCUCUGGGCCGACCAGAGGGGCUCUGAGGUGGUCCCUGGUACUGUGGGGACCAAGUGGACAGCCCAGGGUGCAGCUCUGCCCAGGCUUGUGAAGCCUCAGAUGCCCCCACCCGAGGGUCUGGAGGGGCUGCCGUGACUCCACAGGCCCGAGGCUCCAGGGCUGGCUCUGCUGUUUACAAGCUGGACUCAGGGAUCCUCCUGGCCGUCCCGCAGGGGGCUUGGAGGGCUGGACGGCAAGUCCAUCUGGCUCACGGGCCCCUCCAGUGGAAUGGGUCUUUUCAGUGAAGAUAAAAAUUGAUUUGCUCUAA